GCUGAGAAUCCGCUGACAGCCAGCGAGCUGAGUGUGGGAAAGUUAUCGCCUCUUCGGUGCAGUCUCAUCGGCAUGGACAAGGGGAGAGCAGUAGCACCAUCAGCCGGGAAGACCGCAGCUCGCCCCACGCCCAAAGCCCGCUUUGACAUCUGCCCUCAGUUUCUCCUGGCAAGUUUAGCGGAGGGGAAUAAUAGCACAUUGAAUUAGUUAGACGGCUGUGGCAGUAACCGAGACGAGGAAUCUUGAAACAUCUACAAUUCUGGAUUGCAACGAUUUAGUUUUUUAACCAGGCAGAGACUGACCAUGGCUGAGGAUUCAGAGAUGACUGGAGAGAUAAACUGGAAAGACCGGUGUAUGACUCUUGAGUCACAACUGCUCAAGUUUCGUGUGCAGGCCAGCAAAAUUCGAGAGCUUCUUGCAGAGAAGAUGCAACAGUUGGAAAGACAAGUAAUUGAUGCCAACCGUCGUGCUGAGAAGGCUUACCAGCAGGUUUGUGUCAUGGAAGAGAAGCUAAAAGUAGCCAACAUCCAGACUGGUGAAUCAGAGAAUAAGCUGUUUAAGAGCUGUCAGGAGCUGGAAACUCUUAUACUAGAAAAAGAUGAUAUCAUACAACGUUUAGAGCUACAGCUGGAUGAACAGAAGCACCUGCGGAUGCAGGAGGCCAAAAUAAUAGAAGAGAAAGCAGCUAAAAUCAAGGAUUGGGUGACAAUGAAACUUCAGGAGCUUGAAACGGAAAAUCAGAGUUUUAAACUUACUAACCAGCAACAGGUGGAACACAUUCAGAUCCUUCAGACCAAAUUACAAGCUCUAACAGGGAAUCGAGGACAAAAAACAUCAUCUGACUUGAGCAAAACAUCAGGGGAAGCACAACGGCUCAGCAGCCUAACUUUUGGAUAUUUUAAAGGAAACCCCAGAAGUCUACAGCAGAAUACCCUUGAACCAGAGUCACUGAACAUAAAGUUUACAGAAAAUGAAAUGAACAAGAAGCCACAAGUUAAUUCUGUUCAAAAUACUGGAACAGAUCAAAGGGGCUUUGCUCAAAACCAUUGUGUACCUGAACUACAAGAUAGAAAAAGACUACAGAUUUUAACAAAAGAUGACACAACCUUUAAAUCUUUAAAUGAUGGUAGUUCUGAUGAAGAAGAUGAGAGGAAAAAGCAUCUAAAAUCCAAAUGUUUGUGCAACAUCUCGAAUCACAUUGGGAGUGACACCUAUUUGACAGCAUCUGAUGACAAUAACUCUGCUUUUGAUGAUGAGAGUGCAAUAAUUCAGCAAACUGAACAAGAACAGCCCUUUCAAGCUGCAAAUACUGAAACACUGCAAGUAGUGGAUUAUUUUCCAAGCAUAAUAAUGAACUCUAAAACAAUGAUUAAAGGAAUGGAUCAUGAUACUUCUGCUGAUGAGUUGAACAAGAAAUUUGAAUCCCAAAGACUAGAUUCUUCAUCAUCAUCCAGUGGAACAAAUACUCCAAACCUAAUUCUUACACCAAAGCAUCUAAUCCCUGUAACUACCACUAAUGAUCAGACCAUGCAGUCCUCAAUUGGGGCAAAUUCAUCUUCUAACCUAGCACCUCCAAGGUUACGGACUCCUAAUGUAUUUAAUGUAAGCAUGGCCAAAUCAAAGAAACAUUUUAGCCAACCACAAUUAAGUACUGAUCAUCUGUUUGGCAGAAACCGAAAUGCCAUUAGUAUGGUGAGGCCAAUUUGUCAUGAAGAGACGGACAUCGAUAUCGAUGAAGGUGGAGAUGAUAUUCUGGAGAAAAUGGAAACUGGCCUUGAUGAGGAAAUGUUUUUGUAUGAUUCAUCUGAAGGACAAAUUAUAGAGGAGAAACCAGAAACCGGAGACACAGCGAGCAAAGUUUCCACCAGCAAGCCACCAACUCCUCCUCUACACAGAUUCCCUUCCUGGGAAAACAGAAUUUAUGCAGUGGCCAAGUCAGGUAUGAGGAUGUCAGAGACUGUUUGUACGGACCCAAGUAACAAAUGCACUAGCUUCAUGUCUUCAAAUUCAACAUCAGAAUCUUACACCAGCUUGAUUUAUAAGAGUGUGACCUCUCCAGUUUACACUAUUUUGAAAGGGAAAGCUGCUCAGAUUAGUACAAGCCCUUUCUCAGAUGAGCUAUCCGAAACUGAAGAAAGUGACAGCUCGAGAGGAAGUUCCAGGACUUCAUUGACAGGAUCAGACUCUCGCAAAGGCAGUAGUCCAAGCAGUCCACGGGCCAUGAAACGAGGAGUAUCGAUGUCUUCUAUGACUUCAGAAAGUGAUUACGCUAUUCCACCAGAUGCAUACUGUACAGACACAGAAUGUUCUGAGCCAGAACAGAAACUUCCAAAAACAUGUUCUUCCCAUUCCAUUGAUAGUGGCAAAAAUGAACCUUUAGAAAAGUCUGGAUAUUUGUUAAAAAUGGGAGGAAAAGUGAAAACAUGGAAACGGCGAUGGUUUGUCCUUAAAGGUGGUGAAUUGCUGUACUACAAAUCACCAAGUGAUGUCAUCCGUAAACCACAAGGUCAGAUUGAGCUCAAUGUCUCAAAUCACAUUGUCAGGUGUGACGGGAAACAAACAAUUCAGCUCAUUACAGAAAAGAAGACAUACUACCUGACUGCAGAUUCUCCAAAUAUUCUUGAGGAAUGGAUUAGGGUUUUGCAGAAUGUGUUACGUGUCCAAGCUGCCAGCCCUCUUUUCACACAGCCAGAUGUCAAGCCAUCAAUUGAAGGUUUACUAACCAAGGUAAAGCAUGGUUACUCCAAGAGAGUCUGGUGUGCACUUGUUGGAAAAAUUCUUUAUUAUUUCCGUAAUCACGAAAAUAAGUUCCCAUUAGGUCAGAUAAACUUGGUGGAAGCAAGAGUCGAAGAAGUAGACCGAUCGUGUGAUUCAGAUGAAGACUAUGAGACGAGCAGUUGUAGCCUUCUGUCCACACAUUACACAAUUUCUAUAUAUCCCAAAGAGCAGGGGCCAACCUAUCUCCUCAUUGGCUCCAAACAUGAAAAGGAUACCUGGUUGUAUCAACUAAUUAUAGCUGCAGGCAGCACUAAUGUAAAUGUGGGAACUGAAUUUGAACAACUCGUUGGCAACCUGUUUAAUGCAGACAGUGAUACCUAUUCCCAGUUGUGGUCACACCCUACCCUGUGUUAUAGUAAAGAUGGAAUAGCGUCUCCUCUUACCACACUACCAUCGGCAGCUUUACAGACUGAAGCGCUCAAAUUGUUUAAGACUUCUCAGUUAUUCAUCAAUGUUGCUAUUGAUGCCCCUGCAAUUGAUUAUCAUGUAUCACUGGCUCAGAGUGUUUUACAAGUGUGUCUCACACAUAAAGAGUUGCAAAAUGAAAUCUAUUGUCAAAUAAUCAAGCAAACAAGAAAGCGACAAACCCAGAACCAAUCUGCAUGUAUACAGGGAUUGCAGUUCUUGGCUCUGUGUGUUGGUCUUUUCCUUCCUCAGCAUCCUUUCCUUUGGUUGCUCAAACAUCACCUGCAGCAAAAUGCAGAACCUAGGACGGAAAUAGGAAAGUAUGCCAUAUACUGCCAACGGUCAAUGGAGAGAACACAGAAAAAUGGCGAUCGUAUAUCAAAACCUUCCAGGAUGGAAAUCCUAUCAAUUCUCUUGAGAAAUCCUUAUCAUCAUUCCUUACCUUUCAGCAUUCCUGUCCAUUUCAUGAAUGGCACAUACCAAGUUGUGGGAUUUGAUGCAUCAACCACAGUGGAAGAAUUUCUUCACACUCUGAAUCAAGACAUUGGCAUGAGGAAACCAACGCAGUCUGGAUUCUUUCUUUUCACAGAUGAUCCCUCAGGAAAUGACCAAGAACACUGUCCUCAAGGAAGCAUAAAGAUUUGUGAUAUAAUAUGCAAAUGGGAGCAGGCUUCCAAGGAACAGCAUCCUGGCAAAUUUGAGGGAACUAGGACUGUCCGGCUCACCUAUAAAAAUAGGCUCUACUUCUCUUCUCAAGCUCGUGGAGAGACGGACAGAGAAAAACUAUUGCUGAUGUACCAAACAAAUGUUGAAAUUGUAAAUGGACACUUUCCUGUAAACAAAGAACUUGCAUUAGAAAUGGCAGCACUACUAGCUCAGGUGGAGUUUGGAGACUUUGAACGACCAUUCUCAAGUCCAGCCAGUCAGGUCUCAGUGCAAUCCAAAUCAAACCAAACUCUGAAGCAAGUAAUAGAGAAAUUCUAUCCAAAAAGAUACAAACAAGGCUGUACAGAUGAACAAAUUAAACAGCUAUGUCAGCGACUUUCAACUAAAUGGAUGGCUCUUCGAGGACGUGCUACUGCUGACUGUGUGCGCAUUUACUUUACUGUAGCCAGGAAAUGGCCGUUUUUUGGAGCAAAACUGUUUACAACAAAGCCUGUUGCUCCACCACUAUCUGACACUGCACCCGUUUGGUUAGCUGUGAAUGAGAAUGGAAUCAGCACUUUGGAAUACAAUUCUAUGCGCUUGAUAACAACAUAUGCGUACAAGAAUAUCAUGACCUUUGGAGGCUGUUGUGAUGAUUUUAUGCUUGUAGUUGGAAAAAUAGCAGAUGGUGGAUGUACUAAAAGCAAACAAACACAAAAGCUCCUGUUUUCCAUGGCUAAACAAAAGAUUCUAGAGAUCACUUUGCUGACAGCCAGUUAUAUUAAUGGUUUCCAUCAUCAGAAAGGGACAGUUCACCACAUGUCACUUCCAUCUUCACUUUCUGUUCACACGGGAGGACACAAAUUAAAGAACAUGGGAAGUCAGCCAUUACUUUCAUAUUCCAGGCCAACGAAAGAACCAACAUUGUUAUAAUAGUUUAAGUGUUGAAAUAUUUGCUACACAAUGUUAAAAUGUGUCCUUACCUGUGCCGAGAAAAACAAUUUGAGGUUUGUGUGCAACUCACCAAACAUGCAUAUCUGAAAUUUUAAAUCAAUUUCAGUUAGUUCCCAUUGUGUCAUGCAGGAUAACAGAAGUAGUUCUAGCAAAUGAAUAGCAAAACAUUUAUAGGGGUUAUGUCAAAUAACUGGGAUUCAAGUUCUCCUGGUCAAAGGACUUCCAACUACAGAGGAACUUCGAUUAUCCGGCAUUCAAUUAUCCGAAUUUUGGAUUAUCCAGCAAGAUCGCAUGGUCCUGAUGCUUGGGUAUCAGGCAUUCAAUUAUCCAAACUUUCAAUUAGCUGACAAAACACUUCCCGCUCAUGUCAUUCGGGUAAUUGAGAUUCCUCUGUACUGAGAGCCACAUACUUUUGGUUGUGACCUCUAAAACAGUUCAUGCUCUCAUUGAAAACAAACAAUAGGCUUGCUCUGUCUGAACAUAUGGUUUUAAUUUUAAUCAAAUGUCUAUUAUUUCCUUUGUUUUGUAGCAGAACUAUCAUUGUAAUUUGAUAGGUCAUUUAAUCAAUUGUGGUACAAAUUCCUCAUAAGCAAUUUUUCCUUAUCAUUUACUUGUGAUAAUUUUUCAAGUACUGUAACACAUUUUUACAUUUCUACAUUUUCAUCCCAAACCAUAAACCCUACCUCUAUUUAACAAUUUUAUUGGUAUUGGUGAAUAAUUAUGUAAUUUUUAUAACGUACAUCACCAACCACUAACCUUCCUGUCCUGAACACAAAUUAUCAUGCAACAAGACUGAGCCUAUGUUUAAAGCACAGGGAUUGUAGGUUUUCUAAGGCAUGAGAUACUACAGAUGAGAAAGAUAAUUCACUUAGUUUAUCCUAUACAGCCCUAUAAUUCUAUCUCUACAGAAUCCAAAUAUUUCUUAAAUUAUUCCAGAAUUUAUGCUUCUACUAAGCUACCUAGAAUUUCUCUUUGAGUUGUUCAUCAUUGUGAAGAAGAACCAUCUGACAUCAAUAAUUUUUUUAAAUGUAAUCAUAAUAUCACAGCUUGAAGUUUUCCAAAGAGGUACAUUUUUAUACCAAUACAAAGUUCUCUCUAAGGAGGCCACUUGGUCCUUUUUUAAUUCUAAAAGGCUUAUCUGUCCAGCAUUUCCACCCCAAAUAAAUACUCCAAACCAGAUUCCUAAAUAAAAUUGUAUCAUAUUGCACUUCAUUGUAUCAAUUCAUUCAUCCUUGUACAUUCCUUUUUCUUUCCCUCUGCAUUCUGGGCAUCCUUGCCUGUCAUCAGUCUUCAAAACAGCGUUGUCCAUGGCUGGUGGAAAACUGCUGAUUUUCAGUUGAGAAGACUACAGCUGGUCUUAGAAUACAGCCUUGAGCAGCUCCCAAACAUUACUGUAGACUCUAUCUUGGCAUGGGUCGUGACAGUCCAUAAAUGCUGGCUAGCUGAUGGGCAACAAUAAAAGGAUUUGCAGAGUGGUAGUGGUGGGAAAACACAUGCUACUUUCGCAAGACAAGAUAACAACAGAGUAAUCAGAGGAUAAAUUACUGUAAAACCCUGUCCACAGCUUAAGAUGGCAAAAAACUGAAUUGCAAUCUGAUCUUUUACUGAGAUGUUGGUACUGCAGUGGAAGCUGCACACCACCAAUCAGAAUCUACUAUAUGUUUGGGCAAAUUGAUUUAUCUAAUAUUCCCAUGUUGGAAAAAAUAACCUUCGUACUCUGCAAAGCUCUUUGUUGAACAAAUGCUGGACUUCUCUAUGCUCCUUGACAUUAACACUUUCUGACAGGAUUCUUAAUGCAUAUCUCUUUGUUGAGGUCAGAAAACAAUGGCAUGAUGCUCGGCAGUAAGGUCAUUGUCCUAGAGGACAGAGGAGGAAGAUUUGGAGAGUUGGUGUUCAGCCUUUGCAAGGCAGAGUUUAAUUCACCAGACAACAACUGCAAUCUUCUUGAAAGCAAGUUUCAGUAGAUCAGGAUUUGAUUUGAGAGAAAAAAAUGCAGCAAUAUCUGAGGAAUCAGGUUAGGGUGGGUGAUGACAGCAGGCAAAUUGAAACAACCAAUGUGUUUUGAAAAAUAAAUAAAAAUGUGUAAUGUGUGUUGUGAUUCACUUGCUAAUUAUUGAAAAUUCAAUUAACUUCGGAAAAGAGAUAGCAAAGCUUUUAAGAAAAGAAACAAAUCACAUUUUGUUGAUGAACAAACUUGGCUUGAAAGAAGAAGGGUAAAAAUCUUCGACACAGUCCAUCUUCCGCAACUACACUGGCACCACCCCCCACCUUUUCCUCCGCUACAUCGAUGACUGUAUCGGCGCUGCCUCGUGCUCCCACGAGGAGGUUGAACUGUUCAUCAACUUUACUAACACCUUCCAUCCCGACCUGAAAUUCACCUGGACUGUCUCAGACUCCUCCCUCCCCUUCCUAGACCUUUCCAUUUCUAUCUCGG
Hemiscyllium ocellatum (epaulette shark) is the source of this 7216-nucleotide messenger RNA. It is a transcript of the gene plekhh2, whose product is annotated as pleckstrin homology domain containing, family H (with MyTH4 domain) member 2. Gene Ontology annotation, molecular function: actin binding. Gene Ontology annotation, cellular component: cytoplasm; cytoskeleton. Gene Ontology annotation, biological process: negative regulation of actin filament depolymerization. The transcript is spliced from 30 exons. The record is from RefSeq and is a predicted model, not a curated record. The coding region runs from base 304 to 4761 and encodes 1485 amino acids. NCBI's taxonomy places the organism in Eukaryota, Metazoa, Chordata, Chondrichthyes, Orectolobiformes, Hemiscylliidae.